AUGGUCCUGCUGGACGGACGCACCAUCAAGUCCACUCACGUCACGGAACUCGACGUUCCCGAUCUCCCGUUAGCCGCCAGAACCGCUCACAUUUUCCCAGGGCUCACAAACGGUUCACUAAUUUCAAUCGGACAGCUUUGCGACCAUGGCUGCAUAGCCACAUUCACUUCUGACGCCGUCACCAUAACUCUCGACAAAAAAGUCAUCCUCCGGGGCGAUCGCUCGGCCCCUAAUCGACUGUGGACUCUCCAUGCACCCAGCUCGACCCCUCCUACCAAGCCGCUUCCUUCACCAAUUUUUCCUGUCGCCAACAACGUCAAACACUCUUCUUUGCUUGCCGAUCGGAUUGCCUUCCUACAUGCAUCCCUAUUCUCGCCUCAGUUGUCAACAUGGUCUGUCGCUUUCUCGGCCACAGACUCAAUCGUCGACAACCUCGACGAAAAUCCAGUUCCAGACGACCCUCCAGCUCUCAAAUCCAAUUUUUUGUACGCCGAUUGCUACGAAACAACAGGAAAAAUCUUUUCGGACCUCACAGGCCGUUUCGUCACCUCUUCCAGCACCGGCAACGCGUACAUGCUGGUCGUAUAUGAUUACGAUAGCAAUUUCAUCCAUGUCGAACCGAUGAAAAAUCGUACCGGAACCGAAAUCCUCGCGGCUUAUCGGCGCGCUUUCGACCUCUUUUCAUCUCGAGGCCUGCGACCCCAGCUCCAACGGUUGGACAACGAGGCAUCUACUGCCCUUCAGCAAUUCAUGGAUGACUCUAGAGUUGACUUUCAGUUAGUACCUCCUCAUUUGCACCGUCGCAACGUUGCCGAACGAGCGAUCCGCACAUUCAAAAAUCAUUUCAUUGCCGGGCUUUGCAGCACUGACAAAGAUUUUCCUCUUCACCUUUGGGACAGGCUACUCCCCCAAGCAAUCAUGACCUUGAACCUUCUGCGUGGCUCGCAAAUUAAUCCUAGACUCUCGGCGUGGGCACAGGUCCACGGCGCCUUUGACUUUAAUCGCACUCCGUUGGCGCCACCCGGCGUAAAAGUUCUCGUUCACGAGAAGCCUACUGUACGCAAAUCGUGGUCUCCCCAUGCCGUCGACGGCUGGUACAUCGGACCUGCCAUGCAUCACUACCGAUGCUACCGUGUUUGGAUCAAUAGCACCACCAGCGAACGCAUCGCCGACACUUUAACUUGGUUUCCAAGCAAAGUACAGAUGCCGACCACUUCGUCACGAGACACCGUGGUAGCUGCCGCCCGCAACCUCGCCACAGCCCUAUCAAAUCCGACUCCAGCUUCUCCACUUGCACCGCUUGCCACUCAGGAACGCGUUGCUUUGCAGCAAUUGUCGACUAUUUUUUCGAAUUUUUCUGAUCCCACAAGCCCACCGGCAGCAAUUUCCCCCCCCUGCUGCCGUGCCACCGCGAGUCCAAUUCAAGGAUUUGCCCACCGCGCCACUUCCGAGGGUGCCACCAAGGUCCACCGGCCCAGCCAAUUCCCAAUCACUUCCGAGGGUGCCCGUUUUUGCUCCCGCGACGGAAACAUACAAGUUAGUCACCUGUAA
Molecule: messenger RNA, 1551 nt
Organism: Phaeodactylum tricornutum CCAP 1055/1
Lineage: Eukaryota; Bacillariophyta; Bacillariophyceae; Surirellales; Neidiaceae
Exons: 3
Coding region: 1-1551 (516 amino acids)
Biological process (GO): DNA integration
Molecular function (GO): nucleic acid binding
Source: RefSeq, a predicted model, not a curated record